Messenger RNA from Meriones unguiculatus (Mongolian gerbil), 10624 nucleotides. RefSeq names its product pleckstrin homology domain interacting protein (gene Phip). Gene Ontology annotation, biological process: cytoskeleton organization; regulation of transcription by RNA polymerase II; regulation of cell shape. The transcript has 40 exons. NCBI's taxonomy places the organism in Eukaryota, Metazoa, Chordata, Mammalia, Rodentia, Muridae. The coding region runs from base 224 to 5689 and encodes 1821 amino acids. Gene Ontology annotation, cellular component: nucleus. The record is from RefSeq and is a predicted model, not a curated record. Gene Ontology annotation, molecular function: protein binding.
GCGGCGGAGGGAUCCCGGCGGAGGCGGCCGCAGCCGGGGCCGCUGCCUGAGAGUUGUUGUUUCCUCCUCCUCCUCCUCCGCCUCCGCCGCCGUCGCUUGAAUGGUGGAGCCGAGGCUCGGCUCGUGAGCACACACUGACAGCUACAGGGCAGGCGGCGGCGCCGUCCCCGCGUCCCCUCGGCGGCGGGCCGUCCCGCCAGCGGCCCCGAAGUGACCCGCCGACAUGUCUCGGGAGAGGAAAGGCCUCUCGGAGCUGCGAUCCGAGCUCUACUUCCUCAUCGCCCGGUUCCUGGAAGAUGGACCCUGUCAGCAGGCGGCUCAGGUGCUGAUCCGCGAAGUGGCCGAGAAGGAGCUGCUGCCCCGGCGCACCGACUGGACCGGGAAGGAGCACCCCAGGACCUACCAGAAUCUGGUCAAGUAUUAUAGACACCUUGCACCUGAUCACUUGCUGCAAAUCUGUCAUCGACUAGGACCCCUUCUUGAGCAAGAAAUCCCUCAGAGUGUGCCUGGAGUACAAACUUUAUUAGGAGCUGGAAGACAGUCCUUGCUACGUACAAAUAAAAGCUGCAAGCAUGUCGUGUGGAAAGGAUCUGCACUGGCUGCACUACAUUGUGGAAGGCCACCAGAGUCUCCAGUUAACUAUGGUAGCCCACCUAGCAUUGCGGAUACUCUGUUUUCAAGGAAGCUGAAUGGGAAAUACAGACUUGAGCGACUUGUUCCAACUGCAGUGUAUCAGCAUAUGAAGAUGCAUAAACGAAUUCUUGGACACUUAUCAUCGGUGUACUGUGUAACUUUUGAUCGAACUGGCAGGCGGAUAUUUACUGGUUCUGAUGAUUGUCUUGUGAAAAUCUGGGCCACAGACGAUGGAAGAUUGCUAGCUACUUUAAGAGGACAUGCUGCUGAAAUAUCAGACAUGGCUGUAAACUAUGAGAAUACUAUGAUAGCAGCUGGAAGUUGUGAUAAAAUGAUUCGUGUUUGGUGUCUUCGAACUUGUGCACCUUUGGCUGUUCUUCAGGGACACAGUGCAUCUAUCACAUCACUACAGUUCUCACCAUUGUGCAGUGGCUCAAAGAGAUACCUGUCUUCUACUGGGGCGGAUGGCACUAUUUGCUUUUGGCUUUGGGAUGCUGGCACCCUUAAAAUAAAUCCAAGACCUACAAAAUUUACAGAGCGCCCUCGGCCUGGAGUUCAGAUGAUUUGUUCUUCUUUCAGUGCUGGUGGAAUGUUUUUGGCCACUGGAAGCACUGACCAUAUUAUUAGAGUUUACUUUUUUGGAUCAGGUCAACCAGAGAAAAUAUCAGAAUUGGAGUUUCAUACUGAUAAAGUUGACAGUAUCCAGUUUUCCAACACUAGUAACAGGUUUGUAAGUGGUAGUCGUGACGGGACAGCACGAAUUUGGCAAUUUAAACGAAGAGAAUGGAAAAGCAUUUUGUUAGAUAUGGCUACUCGUCCAGCAGGCCAAAAUCUUCAAGGGAUAGAAGACAAAAUCACAAAAAUGAAAGUAACUAUGGUAGCUUGGGAUCGACAUGACAAUACAGUUAUAACUGCAGUUAAUAACAUGACUCUGAAAGUUUGGAAUUCUUAUACUGGUCAACUGAUUCAUGUCCUAAUGGGUCAUGAAGAUGAGGUGUUUGUUCUUGAACCACACCCAUUUGAUCCUAGAGUUCUCUUUUCUGCUGGUCAUGAUGGAAAUGUGAUAGUGUGGGAUCUAGCAAGAGGAGUCAAAGUUCGGUCUUAUUUCAACAUGAUUGAAGGCCAAGGACAUGGUGCAGUAUUUGACUGCAAAUGCUCCCCUGAUGGUCAGCACUUUGCAUGCACAGACUCUCAUGGACAUCUUUUAAUUUUUGGCUUUGGGUCCAGUAGCAAGUAUGACAAGAUAGCAGAUCAGAUGUUUUUUCAUAGUGAUUAUCGGCCCCUUAUCCGUGAUGCCAACAAUUUUGUAUUAGAUGAGCAGACUCAGCAGGCACCUCAUCUCAUGCCUCCCCCCUUUUUGGUCGAUGUUGAUGGAAAUCCUCAUCCAUCAAGAUACCAGAGAUUAGUCCCUGGCCGUGAAAAUUGCAGAGAAGAGCAGCUGAUCCCUCAAAUGGGAGUGACUUCUUCAGGAUUGAACCAAGUUUUAAGCCAGCAAGCAAACCAAGAUAUCAGUCCUCUAGACAGUAUGAUUCAAAGACUACAGCAGGAACAAGACCUGAGACGUUCUGGUGAAGCAGGUGUCAGUAAUACCAGCCGUUUAAACAGAGGGUCUGUAAAUUCUACCUCCGAAGUUCACUCACCACCAAAUAUAGGGUUGAGGCGCAGUGGGCAAAUUGAAGGUGUGCGGCAGAUGCACAGCAACGCUCCAAGAAGUGAAAUAGCUACUGAGCGAGAUCUUGUUGCUUGGAGCCGAAGGGUAGUGGUACCUGAGCUCUCGGCUGGUGUAGCUAGUAGACAAGAAGAAUGGAGAACUGCAAAGGGAGAAGAGGAAAUAAAGAGUUACAGGUCAGAAGAGAAAAGGAAACACUUAAUGGUUGCAAAAGAGAAUAAAAUACUUACUGUCUCAAAGAAUCAUGCUCAUGAGCAUUUCUUGGAUCUUGGGGAGUCCAAAAAGCAACAGGCCAAUCAACAUAGUUACCGUACAAGAUCUGCACUGGAAGAAAAUCCCAGGCCACUGGAGGAGAUAGAAAAUGGGACUAGUUCUUCAGAUGAAGGUGAAGUGGUUGCUGUCAGUGGUGGAACUUCUGAAGAAGAUGAGCGAGCAUGGCACAGUGAUGGCAGCUCCAGUGACUACUCUAGUGAUUAUUCUGAUUGGACAGCAGACGCUGGAAUUAAUUUGCAGCCACCAAAGAAAGUUCCUAAGCAUAAAACCAAGAAAGCAGAAAGUAGUUCGGAUGAAGAAGAAGAGUCUGAAAACCAGAAGCAAAAACACAUUAAAAAGGAAAGAAAAAAAACAAAUGACGAAAAAGAUGGACCAACGUCACCAAAGAAAAAAAAGCCCAAAGAAAGGAAACAAAAGAGAUUGGCUGUAGGAGAACUAACUGAAAAUGGUCUUACAUUAGAAGAAUGGUUGCCUUCAACAUGGAUUACAGAUACAAUUCCCAGAAGAUGUCCAUUUGUGCCACAGAUGGGUGAUGAGGUUUAUUAUUUCCGACAAGGACAUGAAGCGUAUGUUGAAAUGGCCCGGAAAAAUAAAAUUUAUAGUAUCAAUCCUAAAAAACAGCCAUGGCAUAAAAUGGAAUUAAGGGAACAAGAACUGAUGAAGAUCGUUGGUAUAAAGUAUGAAGUGGGAUUGCCUACCCUUUGCUGCCUUAAACUUGCUUUUCUAGAUCCUGAUACUGGUAAACUGACUGGUGGAUCAUUUACCAUGAAAUACCAUGAUAUGCCUGAUGUCAUAGAUUUUCUAGUCUUGAGACAACAAUUUGAUGAUGCAAAAUAUAGACGGUGGAAUAUAGGUGACCGCUUCAGAUCAGUAAUAGAUGAUGCCUGGUGGUUUGGAACAAUUGAAAGUCAGGAGCCUCUUCAACCUGAGUACCCUGAUAGUUUGUUUCAGUGCUAUAAUGUUUGCUGGGACAAUGGAGAUACAGAAAAGAUGAGUCCUUGGGAUAUGGAAUUAAUACCUAAUAAUGCUGUGUUUCCAGAAGAACUGGGUACCAGUGUUCCUUUAACUGAUCCUGAAUCUAGGUCACUAAUUUAUAAACCUCUUGAUGGAGAAUGGGGAGCCAAUCCCAGGGAUGAAGAAUGUGAUAGAAUUGUUGGAGGAAUAAAUCAGCUGAUGACACUAGAUAUUGCUUCAGCAUUUGUGGCCCCUGUGGAUCUGCAAGCGUAUCCCAUGUAUUGCACUGUGGUGGCAUAUCCAACGGAUCUAAGUACAAUUAAAGAAAGACUGGAAAACAGGUUUUACAGGCGCUUUUCAUCACUAAUGUGGGAAGUACGGUAUAUAGAACAUAAUACACGAACAUUUAAUGAGCCAGGAAGCCCAAUUGUGAAGUCUGCUAAAUUUGUGACUGAUCUUCUUCUGCAUUUUAUAAAGGAUCAGACUUGUUAUAACAUAAUUCCACUUUACAACUCAAUGAAGAAGAAAGUUUUGUCUGACUCAGAGGAAGAAGAGAAAGAUGCUGAUGGACCAGGAACUUCUACCCGGAAAAGGAAGGAUCAUCAGCCUAGAAGAAGGUUACGCAACAGAGCUCAGUCUUACGAUAUUCAAGCAUGGAAAAAACAAUGUCAAGAAUUAUUAAAUCUCAUAUUUCAAUGUGAAGAUUCAGAGCCUUUUCGACAGCCAGUAGAUCUUCUUGAAUAUCCAGACUACAGAGACAUCAUUGACACUCCAAUGGACUUUGCUACUGUCAGAGAAACUUUAGAGGCUGGGAAUUAUGAGUCACCAAUGGAGCUAUGUAAAGAUGUCAGGCUCAUCUUUAGUAAUUCUAAAGCAUAUACACCUAGCAAAAGAUCAAGGAUUUACAGCAUGAGUUUACGCCUAUCUGCUUUCUUUGAAGAACAUAUUAGUUCAGUUUUGUCAGAUUAUAAGUCUGCCCUUCGUUUUCAUCAAAGAAAUACCAUAACCAAAAGAAGGAAGAAACGAAAUAGAAGCAGCUCCCUUUCCAGCAGUGCUGCAUCAAGCCCUGAAAGGAAAAAAAGGAUUUUAAAACCCCAGCUGAAGUCAGAAAUAGCUACCUCUCCAUUCUCUGUACCUACGCGAUCAGUACUACCAAGGCAUAAUGCUGCUCAGAUAAAUGGUAAACCAGAAUCCAAUUCUGUGGUUCGAACCAGGAGCAACCGAGUGGCUGUAGAUCCGGUUAUCAAUGAGCAGCCAUCCACAUCAUCUGCGACAAAAGCUUUUACUUCAAAAACUAAUGCAUCUGCCAUGCCAGGAAAAACAAUGCUAGAGAAUUCUGUGAAACAUUCCAAAGCCUUGAGUACACUUUCAAGUCCUAGUCAACCCACAUUUGGCCAUGGUACGAGGAAUAAUUCUGCAAAAGAAAACAUGGAAAAGGAAAAGCCUGUCAAACGUAAAAUGAAGUCUUCUGUACUCUCAAAAGCAUCCAUGCUUCCAAAGUCAUCGGCUGUCAUUGAUCAAGGAGAUUGUAAGAACAAUGUUCUCAUGCCAGGAACCAUUCAAGUAAAUGGCCAUGGAGGACAGCCAUCGAAACUUGUGAAGAGAGGACCUGGGAGGAAGCCUAAGAUAGAAGUUAACACCAGUAGUGGUGAAGUUACACACAAGAAGAGAGGCAGAAAACCCAAAAACCUGCAGUGUGCAAAGCAAGAAAACUCUGAGCAAAAUAAUAUGCAUCCCAUCAGAGGUGACGUAGUUCCUUCUUCAACAUGUAACUUUCUUUCUGAAACUAAUGUUGUUAAGGAGGAUUUGUUACAGAAGAAGAGUCGUGGAGGCAGAAAACCCAAAAGGAAGAUGAAAACACAAAACCUGGAUUCAGAACUCAUAGUUCCUACAAAUGUUAAAGCAUUAAGGAGAAGUAACCGGAAAAAAACAGAUGAUCCUAUAGAUGAGGAAGAAGAGUUUGAAGAACUCAAAGGCUCUGAACCUCAUAUGAGAACUAGAAACCAAGGUCGAAGGACAGCUUUCUAUAAUGAGGAUGACUCAGAAGAGGAGCAGAGGCAGCUCUUGUUUGAAGACACCUCUUUGACUUUUGGAACUUCUAGUAGAGGGCGAGUCCGAAAGUUGACUGAGAAAGCAAAGGCUAAUUUAAUUGGUUGGUAACUUGGAGUGGAAUAUUGUGCUUCAAAAUCUAUAAAGCAGGUACAGUUAAGGAGAAAGUAGAGCUACGGUUUCUGCUUCCUGGCUGCUAUGAUGGAUUAGGGAAUGCUACAAUUUGACUUGGGAAAAAAGGAAAGGAAAAAAAAAACAAAUUUAGAAGAUAAUUUACUUCUUUGAAUGAAAAAAAGUCUAUAUACAUAUAUAUUUCAAAUGUUUGCUAUUUAUUGCCCUUAGGUAGGUUAUUCGUUUCCACAUUCAUUUCACUCACUAUUUGAAAUUGAGAACCUGUUACAAAUUUCUGAUUUAUUUGUGGAAGAAACAUCUCUGCUACAUAUUUCUAGUGAUAGAGUGUUUUCUGUUAAAUUGAGUUAUUUUUGACCAAGUGAGGUACAUUUUUACUGAUAACAGAAGUCAUGCCCUUUGGAAGAAAGAUAUUACACAGAGUAGCAGUACAUUAAGAAACGUUUCCUCUAAAGAUAACUUUAAAGUUCCCACCAAUUUGUUAUUCUGAAAAGUGUUGUUAGUUGUAGGGUAUUCAACUACAGAAUAUCUAGAGGAAGCUUUUGUUUACUCCAUUUCUGCCAAACUUAGGAGAAAAUGUAUUGAUGCAAAGGAAACAUAUCCACAUUGGAAAACAUUUGACUGUCUAAUUUUUCAGACCUUGAUUCUUAUAUCAGUCACUCUAUCUCUGUUUAUUGUGCCAAAGACUGAGAAUCAGUGCAGUUGGAAAGCCUGUUUUUGACUGUCAGAACAGCAUACACUUUUCAAUACUGGAAAAGCUAUAUAUUCUAAAGAGCAAGUUAUUACUGAAUUAUGCUGAGUUGUAUCUUUUUUUGGUACUAAAAGUAGGAAAAUAAUGCACUGGUGGGUCCUUUGACAGAGAUAUCUUAGAGAAAAUGUUUUAAGUGGUUAAAGGAUUCAAGGAAAAUACAGAAAAAAGUAUGGAUUUGAUGUUUACUUAAUCUGGAUUGUUGUCAUUUUUAAACUUCAGACAUAUCCAAUAGGCUAAAUUGACUUACAAAGAACCAUGUCUGUGUGCGUGUGUAUAUUGAUAAAUGGGUGUGAUUGAAUAUAUAUACAAACGCAUACUUAAAUAUUAUUACCCAGGUAUAAAUUCUUUUUUCAGGAUUUUUUAGAUAGUAGUAAAAUAAAAAUAAUUUUAAAAUGUCAUACUUUAUAGUUUAAUUUUAAGGAAAAGAUUGGUUAUUUUCAAUUAUUAAAAGUUAAAAAUAGGCCAAAUCACUUUUUAUGCAAUCAUGUUUUAUACAGUGGUCUCAUUGCACAUUGUGUUUUUUUCUGCACUUUUUAUGGUAUCCUUAUCACGCUGGUAACUCAAUAUACACUCUAAAGAGAAACUCCCAUUUAAUGAUUGUGCCUUGUAUUCUAUUAUUUUUUGCAUCAUUAGUAAAAUUAAGUUGUCUAUUGUAAAUGAUAACUAUAUGACUUAGGAGAAUGUAUUGCUAUAUGUACUGCUAUGGAAAAGGAAAGCAGUUAUUUAUUUGUUUAUGGUACAUUAGUUAUUUUAUACCUUGAAAACCAACAUAAAUGCCAUUUCUAUUGUUUAAAAUCACUUUUUAAGUUUUAAGAAUGUAGUAUUUUCUGAGGACUAAUAUGGUACAAAAAUGUAUCCAAAAUGUUCAAAUACUACAUCUUUUAAAAGGAGGGAUGGGUAAAAUACAGAUUAGCAUGACCCUAAUAUACAGAAUAAAGUCUUUAAUUGAACCUUGGCAAAAUAUGUAACUAGAUUAUAUAAUUAUUUCCUUGUUUCCAAUAAGGAUAAAUGUUGACUGUCAUUUAACUGUCUUGAGGAAGAAUGAAAAGUGAUGCAUUUGGGCUUUUUAGAUCAUUUGUAAUGAAAUUUGUACAGAAACCCUCCAGUGACACUAAGUGAACCACUCUCCAGACCUUGACUGGACUGCUGUGACUUUACAGUUGAAAAUAAUUUCAAAUUUUUUAGGUUUUUUGUACAUUUAUUUUUUUCUAACAAAUAUAUUGAACUAUAUAAUUAAAAUUAAGUAGUUAACUCUUCAUAAUGCAGAAAUGAAUGACAUGUUUAUAGAAAAAUGAGUCAAUUUCACCAUUACUGAAAAUGAUAGUGUGUAUGUUGGAAAUUUACGUCACUAAAGUAACUAGUUGCUUUUGAAGGGAAUCUAUUUGAAAAAUGUAAUUUCCUGAUGUUAUCUGCAUUGUUUAGAAAAAUAGAUGUAAUCCAUUUUUAUAAAAAAAAAAAUGUAGUUGUAAGGUGUGUUCAAUAUAAGGAAGCGCACAGUCUUCGUGUGGAGGACCUCUAGAAUGGUGCACGAGUAGUUCCAACCUCUGAGCAGUGAAAUAAGUAUUUCCAUCUUAUCCUAUAAUGAGGAAAUAUAUUAUUUCUGUUUUAAAGACAUUAUAUUUAUGACCAUAUUUGGACAUUUUUAGAUACUGGUUUCUUAGUAAAGCAAAAUGACUUGGAUCACAUUAUUUGUAACUAAAAAGAUAUAUUGAUACCCCGUACAAAUUUUAUAUUUUUAUAAUUUAGCUUCUGUGCGUUGCAAAAGUUGAAUUAUGAAUUUAAGUCAUUAUCAUUGGGUUGUUACUACUGUUUGGAAAAGUCUCAUCUUGUGUGCACUGCUUAUAGGCUAGAAGGAAUUGUUGGCACUUGUCUUGGUAAGCAAUAAGAAGUUUACUGAAACUUUCAGAAGCAAAUUUAAUCUAUGUAUGGAACAUAGAUACCAGUUUUUAGGCUUUCAGUAGUCCAUGGCUGUAUUCCCAGCAUUUGGGGGUGGAGGCAGGAACAUCAGGAGUUCAGAGUUACCUCUAACUGCAAACCAACAGCACCAGAAAAUUCUAAUACCGUAUUGUUAUCUUCUGGUAUCCUACCUUCACAAAGCCCGAACUUAAUAGAAUUUUACUUGUCACAGGGUAGUGUAAAGACUGGUGUAGGAACAGUCUACCAGCCUUUGGAAGUAGACAUGUAGCUUCUCAGAGUUUCCUCCCUCGCAGUCUUUGUCCUCUGCAGUUGUUUUCACUACAAUUCAGAACGCUGUUGGGUUACUAUAGAACUGUCUUACUCUAAUUAGAGAACUCUGGAGCAGUUGUUAGGUGGUUAGGCCAUGGUGGAGAUACAAGAUCGUCGGUGAUUACAUAAGACAGUAGACAGCAAACAUUACAGUACCACAUCAUCCUUAUUAGAACUAUCCUUUAGCUACAGCGUAGUGGACUAGCCAGAACCUUCACAGGUGAAUGGAAAUAGUUUGACCUUGCAUGUUGUAAGCAGCAUUUACACAAGUUUCAGUUGACACCCUGCAGGUUUGACAUUCCAUUUUAUACGUCCAUAGCUGUCUAUAAAUCUUUCUCAAAUGUAAGGUGAAAAUAAAUGGUUUGAAGCUUUCUACCUUUAAAAAAAAUAAUUUUUAAUAUUUUGUUCACCUGAAAUUUAUUUUUUGAGUAGGUUGAAAGGACCAAGAUACUUGAGUGAUUAAAGGGCUAUUAUCAGUGUUCAUCCUAUAAGCAGGAGCUGUAGUAUUUUAUAAAAAGGGUGAGGGGAAUAACCUUUGUGUACAAUGCAUUACUCCCAUUUUUAUCCAGAAGAUACUGCUAACAAUAGCAGCUUGAUUAGGUGAUAAGUUGUCUCAUGUUAAAAAUUGGGGAAAGUACAGCUUUUGUUUCCAUCGGGAAAAAAGGGUGGGUUUGGCAGACUUAUGCUAGUUUCCCUGAUUUCUAGGUGACUUGAACUAAAAUUAAUGCAUUUACUCAGAAACUAUUUUGGUUUUAAUUAUACUCAUCAAAGUGCUCCGAAUAAAAGUCAUUUUGAACUAUGUACAUUACCCCAGGAAGAGGUCAGAUUGAAGAAGACUGUAAGUACCACUUUGAGCGCUCUGGAGGUGAACCUGCACACAGUACAGUGAGUAGACUAUCUGAGCUAUAAAUAUAUUUUUUAGUUUCAAUAGCUCUGUUUUGAAAUACUUUUUUAAUGCAGAUAAAAAUAUCAGGAAAUUAACCUUAUAUGGCACAAACCAAAUACAUAGUAGUAUAUGGAUGAGUUUCUACAUUUAAAGAGCUAAGAAGAUAGGUUCAGGAUUGUAUUAUAGUACAUGCACUUACAAGGCAGAUGCACACACAUGCUAAUUACUUCAAGGAUGUGGGUGUUGGUUUUUCACAACAAUAAAUGAAAAAUGCAAUGUUACAUUUUGACCAUAUUGAAGAUGCAAGAAGAGACAGGUCUUAAAAAGUUAUUAAGAAAACUACUAAAUCCCACCAUGGGAUAUUUAGAUGUGUAGAACAUAGCUCAGUUUUUCAAAAGCAACUGACCUAAAGGGUUAAAGUUGUAACUGACACAUUUCAAAUUAAAAUUAUGUUUAUUUUGUACAGAAAGCAAUGUUAAACACAGGCAGAUCUGUUGUAUGUAAUAAGUGACAGAGUUUUUAAAAUUAUUUAGCUUUAUUGAUGUUUUUGUUUCAUUUCUUCUAGACCUGGAGUAUCAUGUCAUAAACGGCAGUCUUGCACCACGGUAGCAGGCCCUUUUGUUUUGUACAUAUUGAUUGGACCUUUCUUUACUGUUACGUGGACACUUUCUAUGUUAGUUUUGAUGCAUAAUUCUUGGAAUCCUUUUAUACAAACUAGAAUGUAUGUGUAAGAAUUCCUGUCCCUGCAAUGUAGUAACUAUAAACUUAUUUUUAAAUAAAUAGAAAACUUGUUUUUCUAAGCCAUUUUGUAGAGCCUCAUGAUUUCUUUGCUUUGUUUUGAUUAGUUUUGAACAACAUAAAGCACCUGGUACGUACUCCAUAGGCAACUUACCAAAGCAAUUGUGAUAUAGAAGCCAUUAUGUAAAUUCUGGUUCGUUAGAGAUUCCAUUUUUCUGUCUAUUUGUGAAAUGUUAAAACCACUAUCAAAGAUUUCAAGCACCUAAUGUAAUUCCAGAGUGACUGAAGGUUAAAAAUAAAGACUCCUUUGCCUUUC